Messenger RNA from Varanus komodoensis (Komodo dragon), 6315 nucleotides. RefSeq names its product PH domain containing endocytic trafficking adaptor 1 (gene PHETA1). The transcript is spliced from 4 exons. Gene Ontology annotation, cellular component: trans-Golgi network; early endosome; recycling endosome. NCBI's taxonomy places the organism in Eukaryota, Metazoa, Chordata, Lepidosauria, Squamata, Varanidae. Bases 731 to 1675 code for a protein of 314 amino acids. The record is from RefSeq and is a predicted model, not a curated record. Gene Ontology annotation, biological process: receptor recycling; retrograde transport, endosome to Golgi; endosome organization.
GCUCUCCCCUUAUGACUGCGCCCCGGCAGAUGGUUCACCCCUGGGGGGCAGAGACCCUGCAGAGCAGAUGCUCCUCGGUACCAGCGCCCGUGCCCGGUGAUGCGGGCGGAGAAGCGCGCACAAACCCGCGCCGCUUGCGGACGCUUCGGCAGAUGGGCGGACAGACCAAGAUCGGUGGCAAGCGCUCCAGCCUACCCACUGGACCUGGGAUGGGGACCCUGCCGCGAGGUGCCACCCCGCCAAAGUCACCACUCCGGGGCGCGUUGCGAGGGAGAGCUGCCUGCACAACCGCCCGGAAGGAAGCAAGGCCCCUGUAGCUCUUUCAGAGGCUUUUCCAAGUUUUGACAAGAAGAGGGAGACGCACUGGGACCGCGCAGCCAUCAUAAGAAACGCUAAGAACAACCUGGAAGAUGUUUUCCUGCCCACCAGAUGUUUAGACUACAAUUCCCAACAUCGCCAACUAGUAUAGCCACUUGGCAAGACUCCUGGGAGUCGCAUCCCCGAACGUCUCAAGGACAUCAUGUUGAGGAAUGCUGACGCCAGCAUCCCAAACUCACAGAAGUGCCAUUAAUCACAUACUGCAAACUCAACCAUGAGCUGAGAUUUGUUGGGCGGUUUUUGCCCCCUUUUUGCUCACAAACUCAGCUUCGCUCUGGAGCCGUUUCCUGAUCAUCUAAAAAAGCAGUGGAGGAAGGUGUGCAGUGAGAAGGAACAGCCAGUGUGAGCGACCAUGAAGCUCAACGAGCGGAGCUUGGCCUUCUACGCCACCUGCGACUCGCCCACCGACAAGGCUGGCUUCCUCUGCAAGAAGGGGGAGCGGAACACCGCCUACCACCGGCGCUGGUUCGUGCUGAAGGGGAACAUGCUCUUCUACUUCGAGGACCGGGAGAGCCGCGAGCCGGUGGGAGUCAUCAUCCUGGAGGGCUGCACCGUGGAGCUGUGCGAGUCCACGGAAGAGUUUGCCUUCGCCAUCAAAUUCGACUGCGCCAGGUCCCGCACCUACAUCCUUGCGGCCGAGAGCCAGGCGGCCAUGGAGGCCUGGGUCAAGUCCCUCUCGCGGGCCAGCUUCGACUACUUGCGCCUGGUGGUCAGGGAGCUGGAGAAGCAGCUGGACGAGAUGCAGAGGAGCCUCUCCGGCCGCCACCGGGUCCAGAGGCGGGCGCCCCUCUGCCGGAAGAACAAGACGGCUCCAAAUUUGGACCAGGUGGCUCUUGGCCCUGGCCUGCUACAGAAGACGGUCCCCAUCUGCAUUCCAGCCAAAGAAAACGGCUGUGCGUUGUGGAACAAUUCCCCAGGGCCAGUCAGCCUGCCCGGGGGAAACCCCCAGGAGAGCGCAAGGACCUGCGGAGGUGGCAGCUACGAGGAGGGCCUCAAGCCACCGCCGCUGCCCCCUCGGAGGAGGGCCCUGUCGGGCGAUGCUGCCGGGGCCGCUGGAGGCGCCGGCCCCAGCAGCCCCGUGUACCCAAGCACGGCCUGCUUCUCCAAGCUGCACGACUGGUACGGCCGAGAGGUUCUCGCACUGCGGCGGGCAUGGCUGGAGGGCGCAAAGGACAGCCGUCUUCGAGCAGACGCGGCGGCUGAGCAAGCGCCCUUGGAAACACGGAGCCGUGAGAAACGGUCACCCGCCGUUGUGAGUCAGACUCAGCUGCUGGAAAGUCUUCCUGGCCACCGGUGAUCUGCGUGCUGUGCCAGCCGAACGGUUCCAGGGAAGUCCCGACAGGAGCCAGUGAUCGAUUGCAUCCUCAUUUCCUUUGAGAAGCGAGUUGGCAGCCCCGCCUGAGCCCUGUGCUUCUUUGAUAAGAGUGAUCCUUGAGGAAAUUCCCUGUUGAAAUUAAAACAAGGGGCCUUUGCAAAUGAUAAGUAAAGGGACCUGCUUUUAAAAGCAACUGGCCAGGUCAGAGAAAAAUCAGCUGGGAAGGGUGGCGACCCACCACCUCUUCCUCUUCCUCUUCCUCUUCCUCCACGAUUUCCGGACUGGAUCUUUCCUGGGAGCAGCCAGGCUAUUCAGCAUCAGCGGCUGGGCACCCUGCAUGCAGAACAGGGAGAAACCACACAUUUUCCCUGUUCGUGGAGGGAUUGAAAUCUUCCAACGCCAGGUGAGUUUGACUCAGUCGGCUGUCAAAGUCUCAGGGGAAACUCACGAUCUCCCCCGCUCUCCCGAGACCUAUUCUGGUUCUGGAAAGGCCAAACUGCCAUUGUGUGUGAUGUUGCCCGGAAUUUCUUUGCGGUUGUGUGUUGGGGGUGCUGGUCUUCAAAUGGGACAUACAUCCUUGGCGGGUGGAAGCCACCAAAGAGACGUGCUGACUGGAGAAGGCCAAGACUGUCCUGGGGAACUGGCAUCGCACAUCCCUCCUGGCGGCCCAGCCCAGCCCAGGCUCAGCUUUGCUUGGUUCUGGUGUGGGCGGGCUUAAGAUUAUGUCUACACUACAAUGAUAAAUGGGUUUAACAGUCAAAGGCUUCCUCUCUGCCCCGCAAAGAGCUCAGGGAGACAUCGGUCAAGGCCAGCUAUGCUGGUCAGGUGUUGUGAUGCUCCCAAGCAGAUGUUUUGCAGAUGCUUCCAGGAAGGCAGAGCAGGUGGGGCCAAGCCCGGAAUGAGCUGCACUUGUCGCUUAAAGCAUUUGCGGCACAUGACUGACGCUUAGGAGAGCCAUUCCAGCCUUGGAGAAGGAGGGGAACCGGCACAAAAGGCAGAAGGGCACCCCGGGACGCCCCGCUGUCACCAACCGCACGGGGGUGUUGUGAAAUGAACGUGGAGCAGAGGAACUGGAUGUGCUGCCGAGCCGUGUGACAAUAUUCCAGCUUUCUUCUAAGAACCAACACGGGUGCGGGAUCGCUCUGGGUUUCCCUCACCCUCCCACACUACUUGCCUGGCCUUCCGGCCAGGUAAACACCUGCCAGCAACUCCUUUUUCUGCAGCCAGGCAAAAACCCAGCUGGCCAGCAGCCACCAGCAGCAGCCUCCUUCCCUACGCACAGGAAAUGUGCUCAUCAGAGCCUCUGGAAAGCCAGGGGGAGGGGCAGAGGGUGAGCCCUGGGUGGGAAUACUGGUUGUUCCAGGCCCCGUUGGCUGCAGGCAGCCUGGCCUGCAAGACGCAUGCGCAGGGCUCCCCUUCUCCGGCCUUCCUAAAGGUGUCAGCAGGUUUCGUAAUAUAUUGGCACAAGUUUAUUAGCUGCGCUUUCAAAUGGCAACACAUGAGUCAGAAUCCCCUCCGGGCCAGGAUGUGGGGAGGACGGUUGCAGGGAGAUCAUUCUUUCUGCGCCAGCCGGCCAGCAUCCCUUUCAGUCGCUUCGGGGGGGCAAGAGAAGUAUGUGUAGGAAAACCAGACAGUAAAAGCGCGAAGUUCCAGUAGCUUGAAAUGCCACUUUUACAAGGUUGCUGUGAUCAGAUCUGUUUUCGUUUUUAAAUGGAACCUGUUCCCAGAAAACUGCUGAAGAGCGCAGCAGGGGUACGGUUCGGAGUGUCGGAAAUGGACCCUGAGCCACCGGGAGCCCUUUUCAGUUCUGAAAUACGUUGGGACGAGGCACGGUCAUUGUCCGUGAGGGAGGGCAGCACAGCCGGGGACUGGGCCAUGGGCCAAAGUCUGACCCAGCGGGAAUGUCCAGCCAGGCAGUGGCAGGUGAAGAGGGCAGCAGGUCCCAACUCCCUUUGCAUCCUGCAAGCAUGAGAGUCCCGUGGUUUUGGUGAGCUUAAAACCAAAACUACACGUGUUCUGAAAAUUAGUAUUUUAAAUCAUGGUGGGCAGAAGCUCUUCUAACAUGUGAAAAACGAAGGAGUUUUUUUCUCUGGCUGGCUUUUUGUUUUUUAUGUUAGCUGUGUGCUUUGCAACUGAAGCGGUACACACAGGCCAUCUAAAGAGGUCUUCUACAAGACUGGAGAGCCCAGGGUAAAAAUUAUGAAUGAUCACCCAGCUGGAGCACUGUCUGCGCUUGCUGUUUCUCCUUUCUCUGUAGUACUUUUUGCCGCCUGCAACAGCUCUGAGGAGGGGAAUUGCUGUGUCAUCCCAAGACAUGGGCUGGCAGUAGAUUCAGUCUAGAGCCAAACGAGAGCACACAUUUCUUCCCAUGAGGCAGAAUUCACUUGUGGAACUCACUGCUGCAGGAUGCAGUGACGGCUACUAUCUCAGAAGCGGCUGCAUGUCAGGUCCUUUUUCACACGACGCCGAGCAGCUUUGCCACCGAACUGCAGCCUCUUUCAGCACCGUGGCCCGACAGCUCCAGUGCGGAAGCAAGUCCUGAAAGCAAGGGUCUCCAGGUUGCUAGACCCUAAACGCUGAAAGUGGGGUGAGGGAGGAGGAGAAAGUACUCUUGGUGCAUCUGCAAAAGUCUCUUUCAGAAAACAGAAGACCCCCUUUGCAUGGAAAAUGCCGUGCAGGCCUUUGGAAGCUUUGGUGGAGAAGGAACAGUCAGUCGCUGAGCCGGCGUGCCAAGGGGACGUUUCAUGCACACAUGCUAAUGGAAUUAGAUUAAUUGGAGGCAGGACUCAAGAGGGCUGUGUGUUUUGCUGCCUUUUGGUUCCUGUUGCCCUGACGAUCUCAGCCACCACAUGGUGUAAAAACAGAGGUGAGCACAUGAGGUUCUUUCUCUUCCUCGUGAUGUCACUUGGGGGCUCGGACAUGCUGAACUUCUACACACAUUAUACGUCUUUUCAUAUGUCAGGUCCAAAACUGCACUAAAGCACUGGGGGGGGGAUGGUGCAGCUUUAAAUGCCCCCUUCUCUCCUUGCAAUGUCAGGUUGCGUCCACUUUCUGUUUUCAGUCUUUGUUUGGAGGAAUCUUGGGGGGCACACAAGCUUCCUUGAAGGAUCUUGGCUUACCCGCCACAACCAGCUGUGGGAAGGUGGCUGGAGGCGCUUGCUCAUAGUUUUGGACGGCAGGGCAGAUCAGGCACACACCCGAAACACUCCUUCAAACCUUCAGCAAAGCAGGAAGCAAACUGUGUAUUACGUCAAAGGGGUUUUAAAAAGCACUUUGCCUUAAACAAGGGGUGGAGCAACUGGAGCCUGCCAGGUGACGUUGGACUACAACUUCUAUCAUCCUGAAGCAUUCGCUUUGCUGGCUGGGGUGAAAGGUGGAAGCCACAACUCAGCCACCCCUGCCUUAAAAAGACUCCAUGUCGUCCUUUUAUCCUGUCGUCGCUUCCCCAGUAGGUUGUGGCUUUAUGUAGUUAAUGUCAAGUUUCUUGUUUUCUUGUUCCUUGCAUCUCUCCUUCCAUGCUGACUGUCGAGAAAAGCAUCAGGCUGGGUCUGACACUGCACCAAAGUAGCGUUCGUUCUGCACACCCAAGCAUGUUUUUGUAAAGCCAUUGAGAAUUCUGUCGGACAUGCAGCCAAAACAUAGAAAUGUUCUAAUAAUAGUAAGUCUCCAGCUCACUCAAAUGUGUAGAGCAGAUUAAGGGAACGUCAGAGUAUCCUACCUCUGGGUUAUCACCGAGAAGAAUAAGAUAGGCAGGGCCUAUCUGUUGUGCUUCUGAUUAGGAAACUGCCGUCUCAGGUCCAUUCCGCCCAUUUGUUGAAGGAAGUAGAAUUCAAGACUUCCAUUCAAGAACUGAGCAGUAAAGCUGAACAUGCUGUGUGUUUUUCUUCUUCCACAAAUGGAGGAUUUAGUAAUUUCGCAUGCACAGAAGCUGCAUGAAUAAUUUGUUAGAAAGGCGACUGCUUGGAAACAUUUUCCUUUGCAGAUAAAAACCACAAGCUCCCCUGUGCUGAGGCUCAGAGAUUGCUUCCGGGUUCCUGGAACGAAACGUUGCAGGGCGAGAACGAAACAUUACAGGGCGAGAGCUGGAGGCGGGGCGACCUGGGCAGGCACGGCAAAUUGCAAUCUUGCUGCAUCCAACCAUCCCGAGACUUAACUGCCACACACAAAUAGGUCUGUUUGUGUCACCCAGUUUUGCACGCCCAGCGCAAGGCGGUAGGGCUUGGCAAAGGAAAGAGCGAUUGCACACAUGAAGAAGGGCAAGAAAGUUCAUGCUAACCCCUUUUCUCAUGAGCCGAAGCUGAAUUUUUAGGGUGCUCCCAUGCAGAAGGCUGUUAUUCGGCACAUAUCUAGUCUGUGAUUCUGACAGUAAGUGUGGUAUAGCAUUUAGCGUCUAUCCAGGACAAGUUCAGUAUCUAGACGCCAGUAGCUAAAAGCCCUCCGUUUGGAAGCACUCCCAGGUUCAAAUCCUCUCAUCCAUGAAGAGCACUUGAAAAGCCUUGGACAGUCAUGAGCUCUCAGUCUGACCUACCUCACAGGGUUGUUGUGAGUAUACAAUUGUGAGCAAUGACCGUGUUUGCUACCUUGAGCUCCUUGGAGGAAAAACAAUAAACAAUUUGAAAUGC